AUGGAGAGUGGGAUGAACAUGAACAUGAAGGUGGCGGUUUGUUUCAAAGGAAACAACUACUUGGUGUGGUCUCGGAUGGUGAGAACCACGGUGGGAAGCAAGGGGCUUUGGAAGCACAUCACGCCAGGAGAAGCUCCAAAGCUCAUCACUCAAGGAGAGGCUGAAGAUGAAGCCGCAAGCAAGGCAGAAGAGAAGUAUCAAGAGGACAUGUUGGUGAUGUCUGUGCUUCAUGUGUUCCUUGAGCCGGCUAUUCUGGAUGCAUACAGCUACUGUGAGUCUGCUAAAGAGCUGUGGGAUACUUUGAAGAAGGUGUAUGGCAAUACUUCAAACCUUAGCCGAGUGUUUGAAGUGAAGCAAGCUAUCAACAACCUUGUACAAGAAGACAUGGAGUUCACUAAGCAUCUAGGAAGAUUCAGAAGUCUCUGGUCUGAAAUGGAGAUGCUUAGGCCAAGCACAACAGAUGCUGAUGAGCUUAACAAGAGGAGAGAGCAAGAUAAGGUCUUUGGGCUACUCCUCACGCUGAACCCGGCCUACAACAGUCUCAUUCAACACUUGCUGAGGGAAGAUACUCUCCCGGAUCUUGAAGAUGUGUGUGCAAGGAUUCAGAAGGAACAAGGCUCCAUUGGGUUGUUUGGAAAGAAAGGAGAGCUAUCCCUUGUGAAUCAAGCAACCCAAGAGGAAGGAAGUGAAGCUCCUCAAGCAAACAAAGCUGCGCAUGGGAAGUAUGAGGAGAGGAGGUUCAAUGGGAGUUGUGAUCACUGCAAGAAGCAUGGCCACAAGAAGAGUCAAUGCUGGAUACUCCACCCACAUCUCAAGCCGGCUAAGUUCAUGAAAGACCGUGAGGCAAGGGCAAAUGCCUCGGAUGGUACAAGUGGAGCUGGUACAAGCAAAGGAAAGGAGAUAGAUGGGCGUGAGGCAGGUGAUGGGAAGUCACUUGUAGCCUACACCGGAGCACCAAGCAACCGUGGGAGCAAUGAUCAGGAGUAUCUAAGGAGAUCCGACCUUGAUGCUCUCAUUAAGCUGUUCAAGGAGAAUUGUAACACCUUUGGGUACUCUUUUGGUGCUAGGGUUGUAGAGAACUAUAAGGAUCUAACUAGAACUGAUAGGAUGCAUGAGAGUUUGAUAGAAAUGGUAAAUCAAUCUAGGAUUGCAAACUUUGCUAGAAAUGAUCAUGCAUUCAAACCAUCUGGUAUCCUUGCGCAUAUUGCUAGUUCCCAUGACAUUAACCCAUUAGUGAUUGAUUCAGGUGCAUCUCAUCAUAUGAUAAGUGACACUAUCUUGAUUAAAGACAUUGUACCAAUGAAUGGAAAUGUGAUGAUUGCUAAUGGAGAUAAGAUUCCUAGUAGAGGGAUAGGAAGUCUUAAACUGUUUGAUAAGGAAACUAAAGCUUUUUAUAUGCCUGAAUUCACUUCAAACUUCUUAUCUGUUAAGAAGUGUGCUCCUGAUUUGCAAUGCAAUGUUAUAUUCAGUCCUAAUGAUGUGAAGUUUCAGGAUAUUAAAAGCAGCAAGAUGAUUGGAAAGGGAGUGACUAAAGGAGAACUAUAUUUACUUGAAGAUCUCACUCCUGUUUCUAAAUAUAGCUGCCCGUUUACUUCUGUUUCUGGUUCUUAA
Messenger RNA from Brassica oleracea var. oleracea, 1611 nucleotides. RefSeq lists its product as uncharacterized. The transcript has a single exon. NCBI's taxonomy places the organism in Eukaryota, Viridiplantae, Streptophyta, Magnoliopsida, Brassicales, Brassicaceae. Bases 1 to 1611 code for a protein of 536 amino acids. The record is from RefSeq and is a predicted model, not a curated record.